CUGGGUGAUCGCGAGGCGGGACGGAGCGCGCCAACUUUCUCCUCCCACUUGUUGAUAUACGCGUCUGGAACUGCUUCAUCUCUGUCUGCCUCUCUCUUUCUCUCUUGCCUUUUAUAUAUCCCCCUUUUCUUAUCCUCCUGCUUUGGGCGAAGUAGAACAUUCAAAUAGCCAUCAGGAGGUUCAUCUCUGUCUACGGUAAACAACUCGACAGAUUUGUUUUCCUCUUGAGUAUCAACCGAGCCUUCAAAGACUUCGACUGUCUCCAGGACAAGUGGGUCGCCUUGAAAAAUAAAGUUGUGAACUUGGCUCCGUUGUUGUGCAUUCAUGGAGGCUGCUAUGAACGAGUGACACGGAAACUUUACAGUGAGAGGACACUGACAAAAAUUAAUAUUUCUCAGUUGAUAAAGCAACAAUAUGACCCCCUUUUUCAAGAGAUCCCAUUCUGGACUGUAAGGAAUGCACGCGUUCAACAGAAAAUGCACUGCACGCGGAUGGAAAGCUUCAUCUGACAAGGUACUGGAAGCGUGAACGCUGCUCUUCAACGACUUACGAUCAUUUGUGAAUGAAGCCAUGGAAAGCUGCCACGAAAAUACGUCCGAUAGUGCAACUCAAUAUCCGUUUGCUGCGUCAGCGAAAUAAUGAUGACGAACGGGAACUGAAAACGCCCAUGGAAUCAAAUUAAACGUAUUGGUUCAAGGUCAAUCGUCAUAAUGAAGUGCUAAAUCCGAAUAGUAUAAAAAAAAAUUGAGUAUUUGACCCAAAGUGAGAGCCUUGAAAUUCCUCCUAGUGACCCGACUAAUGCGUUUGUUUAGGGACGUCGAUUAUGCUAAAUAGAAGACAACUGUUAAGUCUUAAUUACUAAAUCGAUAUCUACAUUAUUGGCUGGAAAUUUAUUCAUAGGUCACCAGGUGUAAAGCCCAAAAAAAUUAGGGCAGCACGCUGGAACUUUCAAAAUUGAUGUGUACAUAAAAAUUUCAUGGAUAUGGGAGAAAUAGAUCACUGAAACCAAGUGAAAAACGAAAGCCAUAACUUGCACGAAGGGCAUUUGUGUAAAUCUUAACGUUAACAAGAAAGUAAAAUGAAUAUGAGAGUGGCACAUAAAAUCAAAUAAAAUGGUAUAACAAAAAUAACAUUAAUUCUCUAAAGCAAGCUUAAUACGAUAGAAUUCAACUGCAUGAACCACAACAGGAAAACGGGAAGAAAUAAGUGAAAAAUUAAUCGCAAUCUAGACAGGGAUUACGACCACUUUAGAAAACAAAUGAUCAGCGAAUUUUGACAUUUCAGUGCAAUGAAAGCAUAUACCAUUAUUAACAUAUUUAGAUGACAGAGUGCUUCCGUUCUCAGUGACGUCGAAGUAAGGGUUGGAAUACCCAGCAAUGCCAAGAAACAUUUCACUGGAAACAACUGGUAUUUGACUGUCUCGUGUUCAUAGACUCUGAACGUUGUUUUGCUCACAGGCCUACCAACGACUGAGACACUAACAGUUCUCCCGUUUUGGAAUAAAUAAAAAUGACAUGACUUCUGUCAAAUCUCCAUAAACAAAUCAAGAUACAUAACCUGACAGAAAACUGAACGGAAGUUUAGUUGAUCAUACUGACUGAAAAGAAAAGACAACGAGCGAAGUUGUCCACAUACAAAAAGCCGUCGGCUUCAUAUUGUCCUGAUUUCUAGUGAGUAGCGAGGGCCUACCGCCGCCAUGGACGAGAAGGUCGCUUCCUACACGGGAGGCUUGCACGUCUUCAAGGGCUACCUGAAGGAGAAAUGGGGCACGAUCAAAGAGCAGGGCGCCGCCGGGACCAUCCACGAGCUGAAGGAGAAGACCAGCUCCAAAGUGGACGACCUCAAGGAGAGGGCCAUCAUCAACAUGAACCAGGGGGAGGGAGAUGAUUACUCCCAUAUAUAUAGACGCAAAUCCCGGAUGGAGAUGGUGAGGAUCUCGGCCGCCGUGAUGGGCAUCGAGUUCUGCUACGCGGCCGAGACGGCCUUCGUCUCCCCGACGCUGCUCAAGAUCGGCGUCAAGCACAGACACAUGACGCUCAUCUGGUGCCUGAGCCCUUUCAUCGGCUUCUUCCUGACGCCCGUCCUGGGCUCCCUCUCUGACAACUGCAGGUCGAAGCUGGGAAGAAGGAGGCCCUUCAUCAUCCUGCUCUCGAUCGGCAUCCUGCUCGGUCUCGUCCUGGUGCCCAACGGCAAGAGCAUUGGCAUAAGCUUGGGUGACGACUGGCCACCUAAACCUGCACCAACUUCAUCAUCGCCAGCGCUCACCACCGAACAGGUGAGUGAACUUAUCGGGGCAACGGAGCCAGGUAUGCUCAACGCUACUACAAUCACCUCGGUCGUCAACUCUCUCCCAGAUAACUACACGCUUAACCUCAACGAAACAGAUAUAGCAGACGAUACCCAAGUACCCACCGAAACGUACCAUUCCCAUCGAUGGGGCAUCUUCUUCACCAUCGUGGGAACAAUGUUGUUGGACUUCGACGCUGAUGCUUGUCAGAGUCCUUCCAGGGCCUAUCUUCUAGAUGUUACCGUUCCAGAAGACCACGCCGUCGGCCUCUCCACCUUCACCAUCAUGGCUGGCCUGGGAGGCGGUUUUGGGUAUGCCAUGGGGGGAAUCAACUGGAACGCCACGAUCAUCGGGUGGCUCUUAGGAGGUCAGGUCAGGGCUGUCUUCACCUUAGUGACCAUCAUCUUCAUCGGGUGUGUCUUCAGCACCCUCUACUCGUUCAAGGAAAUUCCUCUGGACAUCUUGGAGAAAUCAACGAAGGCCGAAUUGCGGAAGGGAAUGUCCAUGGAACAGCAGAGUCUCGACCCCCACGGAGCGGAGGACGGCAAAGGUGGAUAUGGCACUAUGGACCCGAAUCCCCCUCCCCGGCCCUCUUCCCUUCCCAUUGCGCAGAAUGGUCACAGCGUCGAAACUGGGACAGAACCUGAUGGGUACGGUGACUACCAUGGAGAAAAACCUAUGGAUCAAACUGAUAAUGAGGAAACCUCUUUCAAUGAACAGGAACCAAAACAAGUGCCAGGAGAAGACGGCGAGGUCCCAGCGACGGAACAAGCCGCUGUCCCAGAUGCCACUCUGAGGCAAUACCUGCUGUCGAUCGUUUACAUGCCCAAGUCCCUAAGGAUACUGUGCUUGACGAACCUCUUCUGCUGGAGUUCCCUCGUCUGUUACUCUCUCUACUUCACGGACUUCGUCGGGGAGGCCGUCUUUGGUGGUGACCCUGGGGCUCCCGACGGUACGGCAAAGAAGGACCUGUACGAAGAGGGCGUCAGAUUCGGGUGCUGGGGCAUGGCCCUCUACUCCCUCUCCUGUUCGGUGUAUUCCUUCCUCAUUGAGAAACUCGUCAAGACCUUUGGAGCCAAGCCCGUGUACGUGUGUGGUCAGCUGGUGUACAGCGUGGGCAUGAUUUUUAUGGCCUCUCUUCGACAUAAAGCUGCUGUCAUCAUCUUCUCGUGCUGUGCUGGUGUCAUGUACUCGACCCUCUUCACUAUGCCCUACCUGCUAGUGGCUCACUACCACGCCUCCGGAAUGAUCAAGUGUGAGGAUGUUUGGUUGGUCACCAAGAUCCGUCAACUUUGGGCAAUUUGCUGUGGAUUCAAAUCUGAGUUGUCGGAAGGACAUGCCGUGUUGGCGGACGGACCAGAUUCCCAAGUGAGAGGAUUGGGCACAGACGUGGCCAUCGUCUCUUCCAUGGUUUUCCUGGCCCAGUUCAUUCUCUCUUCUUGCAUGGGAUCCAUUAUAGCAGCCGUCGGAUCUACCACAGCCGUUGUUUGUGCGGCCAGUGUCUUGGCCGCUUGCGGUGCUGUUACUGCCACUCAAGUUGUUUACCUCAACCUAUAAGUCUGUUUUCUUUACUUAUUUUUAGUUCAAUCAACUCAUCAAAUAAAUGGUUAAGAUGAAAUUUAACAGUAAAUAAAAAUGGGCAAAUAAACAAUUGAAAGGGUAAAAAUGUAACCAAAGUAAAUCCAUGAUGGACGCCUUCUAAAUUACUAUUGUUACCCAUGAAAAGUUGAGUCAUUUUCUUUUUUCCAAUAGAUGUUGUGGCUGUAAAGAAAACGUAAAUUUAUUUAUGGGGGACUAAUCUAGUUUUUAUUCAAUUGUGGCAGGAACUUAGCUUAGGAGUACGAAACAAGCUUAUAGAAUUAAUUUAGUCAGGUAAGUAUUCAUGAAAAUGUAGUAAUUUAGGACGCUGAAGAAGAAGAAAUGCAUCAUCUUCAAAUAUUCCGAUGUACUGAAUGUUCAUAGUAGCUUUAAGAUUACAAUAAGUAAUUUUAGCGGUACAGGUAUAUGUGAGUUCAUGGAAAAUGUAUGCUGCUGACAUUAGAAUAGGACACUUUUCUUCUUACAAAAAGCGAUAUUUGUGUGUGUGUGUGACUCUGUGUAUAAAUGGAGUAUUGCUUCGACGUGCCAUGUGUUUCUUUACUGACUAAGCAAUUCGUGUACUUGAUAACAGGGCCAGUUCUUGGAAGGAGCUGAACCCUGUGCCUCAAUAGACGAAGAAAAUAACUGCUUUUUAGGCUAAAAUAGAGUUUUGGCUAUUCACGGGAAAUUCUGUUACGUAGGCUAAACGCUGUGAGGCUUAGUUCGCCCGUCCUGGAAUCAUUUUGUAAUGUUGCCGGUAUCGAGAGUAUUACAGAAGGUUUACUAUUUCUUCCGGAUCGGGACAAAUCAUCUAACCUCCGAAAAUUAACAAAAACCUUUGUGUAAUAUUACAGUUUCGUUUACCUCUGGAUAAGAGUUUACUUCAUAAAGGGCGAGACAAUCAGAAAAGGGGGCGUAUAUUACUGGCUAAUAUAGAUUGCGGUGUAUGGGCAACAGAAGCACACGAACAUAUAUGGAGCUCAAGGCUUUGAAGCGUAUCCAAAAAAGAGCAAAGAAUUUGAGAGGUUAAGAGGGCAUUGUGGCUAUUACAAUUUCCAUAUAUACAAAAACUAGAGUAAUGCAGACAUACACAAAUUGCAUCAUGCCGUUGGAUAUAAGCCUAUGGAAUAUAAGUGUGGCAUAGCAUGGAGCUAGCACCUCGCUCGAAGAGACUUGAUGAAGGGUAUACUGUUCUUUUUUAAUAAAUUGUGUCUUUUUUGAGCGAGAUAUCAUGCAUACUGGUAUCAAGCAGACAUGUACAAAUAUGCCUAUUCUGAGGAUGGAACAAGUAAAAUUUGCGACCAAGUAUAAGAAAAGAAAGUCAAAUAAAAAUGGCGCCUUAUGCAAUGUUUCUCGCAACUUAUAAUACUACUGAUAUGAAGGGUAAGGUUCUGAGCCCAUAAAAAAAAAGCCCUUGCAAUCUCAGCCAGAAUGCGGAGAAAAUACACCUAAUCAUUUACCUAAUAUGACAAAUUUAUGACAUCGCACGAUCUUUAAAAGCAUAGGUAAUAAUCAUCCAUUGGUCAUUCAUGUCAUAAACGUGUUUCUUUCCAGGUCCCUAGUCACCGAAAACAAACAUAGAACCUAACAGCUAUUUAAAAUCGAAAACGUAACCGAUACGCUGUCCUUACUUUUUCUUAACAAAAAAGCGCUUAUCAGUAAAUUUUAUCGGCCACAAAUCUCACGAUAAAAACCCCAACUGUCAGAAAUGCAAUCAUUAAAGAUGUUUUGUAUAUUUUUCUUUCCAUUUUUACCACUUCAUUUCGUCAGCUGUGGUGCGCUUGUAUGUUGAAGAUGUUGUAGUGAAAAUAAUGAAUGUGUUUUACUGUAGAGAAAACUAUCCUAAUAAAGUUGUUAUUAAUUG
Macrobrachium nipponense is the source of this 5729-nucleotide messenger RNA. RefSeq names its product proton-associated sugar transporter A-like (gene lovit). The record is from RefSeq and is a predicted model, not a curated record. Gene Ontology annotation, molecular function: sucrose:proton symporter activity. Bases 1697 to 3844 code for a protein of 715 amino acids. Gene Ontology annotation, cellular component: membrane. The transcript has 15 exons. Lineage: Eukaryota; Metazoa; Arthropoda; Malacostraca; Decapoda; Palaemonidae.